This is a messenger RNA of Danio rerio (zebrafish), 693 nucleotides long. NCBI's taxonomy places the organism in Eukaryota, Metazoa, Chordata, Actinopteri, Cypriniformes, Danionidae. The record is from RefSeq and is a predicted model, not a curated record.
CUAGGAUGGUCAUUCCAAACCUGUGCUUGCAGAAGUGGCAAUCAUGCUUAAGUUGAUGAAGGACCCACCUUGUCCCAGCAUCAUCACAUUACACCACUGGAUUAAGAAUAAGAACGACUUCGUUCUCUUUCUGGAGUACGCCGAGUCAUCCCAGAACUUGGCUUAUUACGUCAGAAGUACAUUGGACAUUGAUGAAAACCACGCACGCCGGUUAAUGCGUCAGUUGAUCCAAGCUGUCAAGUUCUGCGCUGAGCGUGGAGUUUUCCAUGGAGAUAUGCACUCGGGGAACAUCCUGGUGACUCAACCCCGAUCAGAGCUCAAACUGAUUGACUUUGGUUGUGCUCGGCUAAUUACCAGCGAGCCUUUCAACAGCAGUGAUUAUCGAGGAGCCUUACUUUACACACCGCCUGAGGUUCUGAGGGAUCCCACAUUCUUUCCUAACCCGGCGUAUGUCUGGACAUUAGGCCUCAUCCUGUAUGAAAUAUUGCAUACACGAUUGGCCUUUUACGACACGCAUUCGAUAAUCGUUGGAGACCUCCAGACAGACCUCACCUUAUCUUUAGAUUGCCUGGACCUGAUUUCCCAGUGUUUGGUCCGCAAUCCAGAGAAGCGACUGCAGUUACAUCAGUUAGAAGAGCACCGGUGGUUCAAUCCAACGAGCCCAAAUCCUGUGCAGCAGUGAGACAAGAGGAG